GCUAGGUACUUCUGUUUUGUUUGAUCAGCCGUUUUACUGCCGUGUUACAGACACCGUUUGGAAACAAUUAAGUGGGUGCUAAGUACUUCUGUUUUGUUUGAUUUCCGUUUUACUGCCGUGUUACAGACACCGUUUGGAAACAAUUAAGCGGGUGCUAGGUGCUUCUGUUUGAUCGGCCGUUUUACUGCUGUGUUACAGACACCGUUUGGAAACAAUUAAGGUACUUCUGUUUUGUUUGAUUGGCCGUUUUACUGCUGUGCUACAGACACCGUUUGGAAACAAUUAAGGUACUUCUGUUUUGUUUGAUCGGCCGUUUUACUGCCGUGUUACAGACACUGUUUGGAAACAAUUAAGGUACUUCUGUUUUGUUUGAUUGGCCGUUUUACUGCAGUGCUACAGACACCGUUUGGAAACAAUUAAGCAGGUGCUAGGUACUUCUGUUUUGUUUGAUCGGCCGUUUUACUGCCGUGUUACAGACACAAAUUGGAAACAAUUAAGCUUUUAAAGAUGCGCUACCGCAAGACCGUCUUCCUCGCCGUCCUGGUGUCGGUGCUUCUGGUGCUGACCCUCAUCCACACGUGGACCAGCAGCCACGCGUACACCUCCGUCGAGGUCUGGCAGCGACCGGAACUUCUAGAGAGACACGACGACCGUGUCCCCGACCCGGACCCCGUUUUGAGGACCAUCCCCUUUCAUGUGCGCGACAGCGUGGCCAGCUUGUUGGCGCGUAACGGCUGCGUGUGCGAGAGUGAAGGCAUCAACCUACCCUUCCUCCAAAUGCUCACCACGCGGGUGGCGGCCAGGCCGCUGCACACCGCCUUCCAGCCCUCGGAGCUGGAGGAGGUGAAGAGGAGACGGGAGAAGGAGUUCAGGAGUCUCCAGAACAGGUUACACACACCUGCCGACUCGCUCAUUAUAGCCCAGGCCAACAAUCCUUGGCAGUACCCGACUCAGGGAUUGGAGGUGCGGCCUUUGAAGACAAUCAUCAUCCCAGGUUUGGCCUUACACCGUCUUCUUCCCAGUCAACUCUACUCUGUGAACCUCAGCGCCUCGCUGGGCACCCUGAACGUCGCCGCAGAAGUGGACGGCGUUGAAAUCCGAGGCGACGGCGAGACGCGCAUGUCGCUGUCCAGCGGCCUGCUGAGCAAACUCAACCGCCAGCUGCAGUUUGUCACCUACACCAACACGCUGUUCCACCCCGACACUGCAGACACAGUGCACUUGGAGACGGCGCACCAUGGAGCCAAGUUCACCAUCAAGGUGCGUCACGGUGUGACAUCCAAACUGUACAACACAGGACCUGAUGAAGGACCACAAGGAGAGUACAACAUCAGCACCUUGGUUACCAUAGCGACAAAAACUCUGCUGCGUUACGACAAGCUCCAAGCGUUAAUCGACAGCGUGAGGGAAUAUUAUCCCAGCGUCACCAUCGUCAUCGCUGAUGACAGCGAAGACCCCCAACCUGUCCGGGGGCCCAACAUCGAGCAUUACAUCAUGCCCUCUGGAAAGGGGUGGUUUGCUGGACGAAACCUGGCCGUUUCCCAGGUGACCAGCAAGUAUGUGCUGUGGGUGGACGAUGACUUCAUCUUCACCAGCAAGACCAAGGUGGAGAAACUUGUGGACGUUUUAGAGAAGACCACGUUGGACCUGGUGGGCGGGGCGGUGCGUGAGGUGACGGGCUACAGCAGCACCUACAGACACACCAUAUCUGUGGAAGGCGGGAAGGAAGAGGGCGACUGUUUGCACCUGAGGAGAGGCUUCCAUCACGUCAUCCAGGGCUUCCCCAACUGCGUGGUGACAGACGGCGUGAUUAAUUUCUUCCUGGCUCGCACUGACAAGGUGCGGCAGGUGGGCUUCGACCCGCGCCUCAGCAGGGUGGCUCACCUGGAGUUCUUCAUUGACGGCCUGGGCUCGCUCCACGUGGGCUCCUGUGACGACGUGGUGGUCGACCACGCCAGCAAGAUCAAGUUGCCCUGGGUGAGCCCAUCGCAGAGUGACAAGGCCUACGCCAAGUUCCGUUACGCCUCCGCCUCGCCAAACAAAUUUGGCACGCCGUACUUCAGGAACAGAUUCCAGUGCUUGACCAAAAGCUGAUUGGUUUGCUUCGGGCUCAGACUUGCCAAAGACAGAGAAGACCACAACCAAGCGGUAUCUUGCUCCUUUGAAACUCCACAAACACUACGACGAAGUCAACACAUAGAGAGGACAAUUGUGUAAAAGUCAUGGGAAUCUUGGGGUCCCUAAUAUUGUGACCACUCCUUUGGCUCUGAGGGUUUCAUUGCGUUGCUACCCUGUGAUAAUCAUCGAGGUCUGCAAGUCAAGUCUCUUCAGGAGCCUACUGGGCGCAGCCGUGCGUGCGUUAGUGCGUGUGCAUGUGAAAGCUGUCUUUAAAAUGCUGCCUUGGACAUUUUGGGACCAAAGACACGAGUGAACUGAGGAGUUAAAUGAAAUGUCCCCGCAUGAGGUUUUGUCCGUGGCCCCAUUUUAGUCUUAUUAUUAUAAUAAUAAUAAUAGUACUACAAAUGGAUGGAUGGAUAAUAAUAGCCCAGUGAGAAUUAAUAAUAAUUUUCAUUAAUAUUAUUUUUAUCCCAGUGAUAAUUACCAUUAAUUAUAAAUAUUAUCGAUAAUAAUACAAAUGAUUAAUAUUAUUAUUAUUACCCUGUGAUCAUUAUUAUUAGUAGUAGUAGUAGCAAUAAUUUAUUAAUAGCCCAGUGAGAAUUAUUAUUGAUUAUAAUAAAAAAAAAAAUUAAUUAUAAGUUUAUUUUUAUUAUGAUUAUUAAUAAUAAUAAUUCUAAGUUAAUGAUUAUUUGCAAAAAAAAAAUUGUUUCUCAGUUCGAACAUUAAAUAUAAGUUUAAAAGGAUUUGCAAAUUAUUGUAUUCUGUAUUAAUUAAUAAUAAUAAUAAUGAUUAUUAUUAGCCCAGUGAUAAUUACUAUGAUUAUAAAUAUCGAUAAUAAUAAUUCUAAUUAUUAUUGUUAUUACCCUGUUAUCAUUAUUAUUAGUAGUAGUAGUAGCAAUAAUUUAAAUAGCCCAGUGAGAAUUUUAGAUUAUAAUAAAAAUAAUUAUUAAUUAUAAGAUUAUUUUUAUUAUGAUUAUUAUUAAUAAUAAUAAUUCUAAGUUAAUGAUUUGCAAAAAAAAAUUAGUUUCUCAGUUCGAACAUUUAAAUAUAAGUUGAAAAGGAUUUGCAAAUCAUUGUAUUCUGUAUUAAUUAAUAAUAAUAAUUAUUAUUAUUAUUAACCCAGUGAUAAUUAUUAUUAAGUAUUAUUGUACUAGCCAGUAUAUUAUCCAUUCAUCCAUUUUCUACCGCUUGUCCCUAUUGAGGUCACGGGGGGUGCUCUCAUAUAGUAUAAUUAUAAUAUUAUUUUGAUUAUUAACAAUAAUAAUUAUUAUUAUUUGUAUUAAUAACCCAGUGAUAAUUAGUAUUAUUUAUUAUUGUACUAGCCAGUAUAUAAUAAUAUUUAUUAUUUUUAUUAGACUCCUGGAGGUCCCCCCCUCUAAUGGUAACAUCACCGGCCCACGUCCACACUCAGCAUGUUUACAUGCACCAAAAAAGUAAGACUUUAUUUAGUUGAAACUACUUUUUAAAACACGUAAAUGUGCAUGUUUAUUUUUACUUCAUAGUGUUGGGCAGAAAUGAGCUAAUUAAGGUUAUUAUUAGAUUAUUAUUACUGGAUAAUCAUGAUAAAACAUUAUUAUAAUUAUAUUAUCUAUCCCCCGUCUUUAAAAACUAGCGACGCCUCGGUUUCCAACUUUAAAUCGCGGUUCCUUGAACGCACCACAGUUGAAACUUAAAACAUAACUUUAUUCGAUGACUUUUAUCAUAUUUCUGUCUUUUUUCCAUCUCCUCAUCCGGGCUCCCAAAUGUUGGGGAGUGUGUGCUUAAAAAGGUGUGCUUUGAUGACGUCAGAAGCAACUUUGCGUCUCUCGCCAGUAAAUAUCUGAUUAAGGUGUUCUUUCAUACAAUGGCCUUUAGAGGGCGCACUUUUGUACAUUUCUCUAACACAAUAGAAAGUAGGCCAAUGUGUUGCAGCCAUCAACCCAGCAGAGGGCGCUGUCUCACACGCCUUUUCCAGCAGGAACAUUUAAAAUGGGUUUUAUAACAGAGAGAUGUAUAGGCUCAAAAAUGGGCAUUUUAAGGGUUUCUCUGGCCUGCUCCAUGAAGUUUGUUCGCCAUUGACUGGAGAUCUUGAAAUGAAACUGAAAAUAGCAAGAAUCUACUGUAUUGUUUGCUAAAUCUACUGUAUUGUUAGCUAAAAAAGUUGCAAGGGGCAGUAUUUUACUGCGAUGAUAGUGUUUGUUCAGGGUAAGAGACGAUUGUAUUGUUGUUCAUGUCAGCAAAAAUGUGUUUUGAAUUUGUAAAAGCUGAUUUCAAAGCUGCUUUUUCCGUUAUUUAUUUCCCAAUCCUACUCGACAGUGUUUGUUGUCCGAUAAAUGCAGAUUUGGAGUAUUAAAGUUACACUGAAAACUGUGAAAAAGAUUGUAUUGAAGUGAUUCAAGUUGUAUAACCACAGGAAUGACAUUGUAAUGAGAAAAUUUUAUGAAAAUUAGCAAUCAAUCAAUCAAUGUUUACUUAUAUCCACUGUAAAAAAAACUCCUAUUUUUAUGGUUAAUUUACUCAAAAUUUCUACUGUAAUUUUUCUAUUUUUAAAAAUUUUUUUUUUUUAUAAAACUAGAAUUGAAGACAUUAUCUGUAAAUAAACAAUCCGCCUGUUAUUUUAAGUAAUAUGCCAGUAAUGACCAACUAUAUUUCUAUUUUUUUUACAGAAAAAUACCAAAUUAAUUAUAAAUAGCAUUUUGUGCUUUCUUAAAUUACUUUCUAAUUCAUGUAAUAUUACGAUAUUUUUCCGUAAAACGUUUCAUGAACAUUUCUGUAAUUAUAAUGUUUUGGAUCAUUAUUUGGUUUACAAUGUUUUACUUGAAUUUUAUGGUUUUCGUUUGGCAGCCGUAGCUGCCAGUAGAAGACCGUUUUUUUAUAGAUUUUUUUUUUUUUUUUUUACAGUGUAGCCCUAAAUCACGAGUGUCUCAAAGGGCUCACAAGCCACAAAAUGACCCUCUAAAAAAACAAAAUACUAAUAUUUUGUGAAAAUAAUUUAAUCAUUACGAAGAUAAAAUAAAACAACAAAAAAAUAGCUUAUUAAUUUAUGAAAAAAUGGAAAUAACGUAGUAGCAUCGCGAAUAGGUAUUUUUAAGUAUGAAAAUUGUAAGGUUUGAAAACUGCAAUUUAUGACAGUAAAGAAACAUCUCAAAGAGGGGGAAAAAGUGGUUUAGGAAACAAAUUCCUGAAAAUGAAUCAAUAAAGUAGUAAAAUCAUGAGACAGAUUUUGUAAAACAUCACAAAAACUUUUAACUCGUUUAAUUUCAUGAAAGCAACAUUGUAUCCUGGGGGAAAAGCAGGAAUAUUGCAAGAAAAAAAUACAAACUUUAUAUUUUUUUGUAUGUGGGCUCUGUACCGAGGAUGUCGUUGUGGCUUGUGCCGCCCUUUGAGACACUUGUGAUUUAGGGCUAUAUAAAUAAACAUUGAUUGAUUGAUUGAUUGAAUGGGGGAAAAUUCGGUAAGGUUGUGAAAAAUGGUGAAAUUUUGUCUCUUUUAGCAAUUUAAUCUUUUUGGUCUUUUCAGUGUGGCACCAAAACUGAUAGAAACUGCUGGAGUAUUUUAGGGGGGGUCUAUAAGUGCUGACUUAUUCAAAUGUAUGUCUUUUGAAAUUUCAGUACUAAAACAAAGAAAACAUGUUUGUCAAGUGUGCUUGUGAAACUUUAAAAAUGUUUUUUUGGUUAGCUGAUGUGACCAGACCACACCCACUUUAUAAAAGUGUUACAACAAAACUGCAUUGGUGGCAAAUCAUUUAUAUUAUUAUUUUUAAAAAGUAUAACAAACCUGCAGAUGCGACAAAUCAUUUAUAUUAUUUAUUUAUAUAUUUACAAAAAGUAUACCAAUACAAUUGCAGCGGUGGCUAAUUUCUAAUUAUAA
Entelurus aequoreus (snake pipefish) is the source of this 5967-nucleotide messenger RNA. RefSeq names its product beta-1,4-N-acetyl-galactosaminyl transferase 1b (gene b4galnt1b). Bases 508 to 2094 code for a protein of 528 amino acids. Gene Ontology annotation, molecular function: hexosyltransferase activity. The record is from RefSeq and is a predicted model, not a curated record. Gene Ontology annotation, biological process: ganglioside biosynthetic process. Lineage: Eukaryota; Metazoa; Chordata; Actinopteri; Syngnathiformes; Syngnathidae. Gene Ontology annotation, cellular component: Golgi membrane. The transcript has 17 exons.